UAUGUAUGUACAAUCGACUCCGUAGUCUGUUGUCUGCAGCGAGCACGCUUGCUUCUCUCUAUAUACCAGACGUAACGCAGCACAACAACAACAACAACAAAAGCAGCAGUAAAAAAGCAAAGUGAUCCGCAUCAUGGACAAUUAUUUGAUUCAACUGCGUCGCGCCUGGGCGCAGCAGGACGGCGAGACCCUGGCCAAUCUGCUGUCGCUGCGCCAGCAUCCGUAUCUGCACGCGGACCUGGAGCAGUGCAUGACCAAGGCCAUGGAGUACAUGCCGCCGCCCUUCGACGAUCUCGUGCUCUGCCAUCUCAAGACCAUGUCGACCUACAGCCAGGGCGAGGACGUCGCAGUGACCUACGCCAAUCACAGCACCAGCGUGCAGUCCCUGGUGAAGAUACUGCAGCUGCAGAAGGAGGAGAACUGGAUGCUGCCCGUGAUGUUCUCCAUGUGCCUCGAGCUCAGGCUGCUCGCCAUCAAGGCGGAGAAGGGCAAGAAGAACAAGAUCGUGAAGCCCGGCGAGAAUCUGGAGAAGUGCGCCGAGUGCCUGCUGAGCUGCUUCAGGAUAUGCGCCGCCGACAGCAGGAGCUCCGAGGACGACACCAAGAAGUGGGGCAUGCUCACGCUGGUCAAUCAGCUGUUCAAGGUAUACUUCAAGAUCAACAAGCUGCAUCUGUGCAAGCCCUUGAUAAGAGCCAUAGACUCGUGCGCCUACAAGGAUCAGUUCUCUCUGGCUCAGCAGAUCACUUACAAGUUCUUCGUUGGCAGAAAAGCCAUGUUCGACAGCGACUACAAGGGUGCGGAUGACUAUCUGACCUUUGCCUUCCAACACUGUCACAAGAAAUCAAAGAAAAACAAGAGGCUCAUACUUACGUAUCUGCUGCCGGUCAAGAUGCUUCUUGGUUACAUGCCCAAGUAUUCGCUAUUAAGAAAGUACAAUUUGAUGGAGUUCAAGGACUUGGUGGAGGCUGUCAAAAAAGGUGACAUUCGAAGCUUGGAGGAGACAAUGUCCAAACUGGAGUCGUUCUUGAUCAACGCUGGAAUUUAUCUCAUCGUGGAGAAGUUGAAAUUGAUAGCUUACAGAAAUUUAUUCAAGAAGGUUCACUUAGCUUUAAAUACACAUCAGAUAGAGAUUCAAAGUCUUCUUUGCGCGUUGCAAAUUUAUGGCAGAAGCGACAUUGACAUGGAUGAAACAGAGUGUCUAGUUAGUAACUUGAUUUUUGAUGGAAAGAUCAAGGGCUACAUAUCUCAUCAACAUAAAAAAUUAGUCAUAUCGAAGCAAAAUCCAUUCCCACGACUAUCAUCUUUAAUUUAGGAAUUAAAUCUUGUAUUAUAGAACAAUUGUAAAUGAA
Trichogramma pretiosum is the source of this 1349-nucleotide messenger RNA. RefSeq names its product PCI domain-containing protein 2 (gene PCID2). NCBI's taxonomy places the organism in Eukaryota, Metazoa, Arthropoda, Insecta, Hymenoptera, Trichogrammatidae. The record is from RefSeq and is a predicted model, not a curated record. Gene Ontology annotation, cellular component: transcription export complex 2. The transcript has a single exon. Gene Ontology annotation, biological process: poly(A)+ mRNA export from nucleus; post-transcriptional tethering of RNA polymerase II gene DNA at nuclear periphery; transcription elongation by RNA polymerase II. The coding region runs from base 134 to 1312 and encodes 392 amino acids. Gene Ontology annotation, molecular function: RNA binding; double-stranded DNA binding.